This is a messenger RNA of Humulus lupulus (European hop), 1776 nucleotides long. Its product is annotated as polyphenol oxidase I, chloroplastic-like. The record is from RefSeq and is a predicted model, not a curated record. The transcript has 2 exons. The coding region runs from base 1 to 1740 and encodes 579 amino acids. Lineage: Eukaryota; Viridiplantae; Streptophyta; Magnoliopsida; Rosales; Cannabaceae. Gene Ontology annotation, molecular function: catechol oxidase activity.
AUGGCUACCGGAAAAUACAGUUGCCUACUUCUUUUGGCGUUCGUUGCAGUAGCAGUACUGCCAGUCACUCUCCUCUUCCUCAGUUUCACUUCCAUUAGUCACAUUUGGGAAAUCGAAGGCACCAUCCUAAACUAUUUAUUGAGAAGCCACAGUAGAAUACCUUCGAACAAUAAUAAUGUCACAAACUUUGACAAGGCCAACAUCGUGAAUGAGAUUAGUCCAAACCUAACAACAUGCCACGAUUCCUAUGGUCGUCCCGACCUCCUAGUUAACUGUUGCCCUCCACUCUCUGGCGAAGCUUCUGCUGUGCCCAUCGAUUUCCAAUACCCUUUGCAACCCUCGACACUUCGAGUCCGUCGCUCAGUCCACCACCUAGACAGUGCUUAUAUUGCCAAAUACACCAAAGCUCUCGCCAUAAUGAAGUCCCUUCCCCAUAGCGACCCUCGAAGUUUCACUCGUCAAGCUUCAAUUCACUGCACCUUUUGCACCGGUGCAUAUGACCAGAAACACUCGUCUGCCACCGUCAAUAUCCAUCGUCAGUGGCUGUUCUUCCCUUUCCACCGCAUGUACCUCUAUUUUCACGAGCGAAUUCUUGGCAGUCUAAUAGGAGACGAAAAUUUUGCCUUGCCAUUUUGGAAUUGGGAUAACCCUGAGUCCAUGGUUUUUCCGAAGAUGUUUCAUGAAGGACCUUUCUAUGAUUCACAACGAGAACCUACUCAUUUCGAUCAGAUUGUUGACUUGAACUAUGACGAAGAGGUGGGAAUUGUGUCUAGAGGAGAAGAGCAAGUUAACUCCAAUUUGGCAUUUAUGUAUAACCAAGUCAUCUCCUCAGCAAAGAAGCCUGAACUGUUUAUGGGCUGCCCUUUGUAUCCCGGUGACGACGGGUUUUGCGAUGGGCCUGGUACUGUCGAGUUGGCACCACACAAUACUGUUCACACAUGGGUUGGGCUUGGAUCGAAUCCUGGCCAGGAACACAUGGGAGCUUUCUACUCGGCAGGUUUUGACCCAUGCUUCUAUUCGCACCAUGCAAAUCUUGAUCGAAUUUGGGAUAUUUGGAGGGAUAUUCAUGAUAUGCACAUGCCUAUAAAUGAUACUGUUUGGCUCAAAUCUCAUUUCUACUUCUACGAUGAAAAUCUUCAACUAGUCAAGAUAAAAGUUUCUGAUGUUUUGAACAUUACGAAGCUGGGGUAUACUUACGAGAAGACUGAUCUUACAUGGCUAAACAAAGUCCCUAAGCCCUUUGUUUCGCCACAAAUUGCCAAACAUAAAUUGAAAAUCCGAGAGAAUUACUAUAAGGAAACUUCAAGGCAACAUUUGUUGAGAAGUAAACUAGAGGGUCGAAGUCUCGAAAAUCCAAUGACAAUAAAGGUUUCUAGGCCGAAACCUUAUCGGUCUAAGGAGGAGAUCAAAGAAGAGGAGGAGGUCCUUGUUGUUUAUGGAAUCAAGAUUAAAGGAGAUAUGAAAGUGAAGUUUGAUGUGUACGUGAAUUUAGUAAAUGAGACGAAUGUGGGGCCAACUUACAGAGAAUUUGCUGGAACUUUUAUUCGUUUACCAGAUGUGAUGAUGAGGUCUACGACAAGUGAGGAAAAUCAAAAGUCUAGUAUGAAAUUAGGAAUAUCAGAACUAUUGAAUGAUUUGGAAGCAGAUAGAGAUGAAAGUAUUUGGGUGACACUUUUGCCUAGAACUACCUCAUGUGCCAAAACCACAUUUGAUGGAGUUCGAAUUGAUUACAUGAGAUAGAUGAUUAGUUACUUGGGGUAUUUUCUACAGUGUCAU